AAGACAAUUUAGGAAAUACUGCCAAAAAGACAUGAACUUAUCACCAAAAACAGCCUCUAGCAUUUCAUAUGUAUCAAGUAUGCUUCUAUUUUGUUUAUGACACCUAUGUAAUUCUUUCUGUGUGUUUUUAAAUGUUGAUUACAGGUAAAUUGAAAGAAAAUCUACCUCAAUUACAGAAAGUGUGUACUAUUUGGUAUGGUUGUGAUGGAUGAAUGUUUGUCAGUAUUUUGGUGAAAAAAUGAUUUUUGUAAAAUGUACAGCUUUUGAACUAGUAAAGUUAAAUUUUUAGAGUUCUGAUUAAAAUUCCUAAAAACUUGAGAACAAAAGGGCCAUACGGACACUAUGCUAAUUACAUGCAAGAACAGGAGCACAGGGCGUAGGACCCGCCCAAAACCAUAUCGGAUUGGCUAAAACAUCUGGAAAGGCGGAACCAACAAACUGUUUAAAAUACGAUGCCGCGCAUUGGAUUUUUGCUUUCACUUUCAAGUGCGCCUUUUCGUCUUGGCCUUCGCUGAGUCGACGGACCGACCAUCAUCCUGAUUGCACGAUCAACUUCUUCAAGAAUUCACUCAAAGCCUGCAAGAACCUUCGUUGAAAUUCACAGACAAAAGUCUUUUGUUCCAGCACCUUCUUGAGACGGACGUCGUCCUUCAGAAGUCUUGACUGAGCCACGCCGCUUCCUUCAACUCCGUCACGAAGGGAAAACUGCGUUUACAGGAGCAGCCAACACAAGUCAGUGCUGUAGCAAUGCAUCACCUCCUUUCCAUGUUUUUACUGCUAGCCAUUAUUGGGCAGCAUGUGAACGUUCAGGCCACAGGAAGAAAUUACAAAUCAGUGUUGACCGUGUCUAACGGAAUGUCCUGGGGGUCGUGGGGUCAUCAGGACAUGUGUCCAACUGGAAUGUAUGCUGCAGGAUUCAGUCUGAGGGUGGAAAGUCAUGUCUCUGGUGAUUUUGAUGAUACAGCACUCAAUGGGAUUCGUCUUCACUGUGUAUAUUCGUCCAGAGUAUCGGCCGCAAAUGUUGUGUCCAACGCAGGACACUGGGGUGAGUGGACAAAUAUCAAGUGGUGUCCUUCUGGAUUCUUAAAGGCUUUCCAGCUGAGAGUCGAAUCUGCCCAAGGAAAGGGUGAUGAUACGGCCGCAAACAACAUCAGGUUCAGCUGCAGUGAUGGUGUUGUGCUGACGGGUGACGGCACAGGCUGGGGUGAUUGGGGCGACUGGAGCUCAGCGUGUGGUGGAAGAGGAAUCUGCGGCAUCAAGACGCGGGUAGAAAAUCCACAGGGAAAUGGAGAUGACACCGCUCUCAAUGACGCGCGCAUAUACUGCUGUGAAUGAGGUGAUGUGAUCACAAUCUAAACCUCAGACUGACACAUACUGCAGAUCAACUCAAUCUGUUUGUUCUUUCAGGUGUAGGAGGAUGACAACAAGAACAGCAAGAAGACCAAUGGAUUGUCAUAAUUGAUCAUCAUACUAUGAUAAGCUAACAUGAACCAUGUCAUACAACAGUUUUGUAAGGGAUAAUGCACAGUCAGUCGGUCAUUAUCACAAAACAAAGUCUAAAAGAAUCUGAGGCUGACUGGACAUCAUCUCACCUAUUAUUGGAGUUGAUAUUAUUUUAUUCCUUCUAGUAAAUUUCUUCUAUUCUUCGAAAGACUCCCGAACUUCUGCUGUCAGUCAAAAUGGGUGCCAAAUAUCAGCAUUAAAGACUUUCUAAACAGAACCUUGUAGUUUCACAUUCUUUUGCACAACACUUCACAUCAUUUAUUAGAUUAGUGCAUGUGGCAGAUGGUUAUAUCUAAAGCGACUUAUAAUGCAUUCUUAUCCGUUCAUGCAUUCCCUGGGAAUGACCAGCAUACUCUACAGCAGGGGUCAGCCACCUAUUGCUGGAACAUGAGCAAAAGGGAGAGAGGUGUAUUUUAUUCAGAUAAAGUACCAUGUAUCUGCAUACAGAUUUACAUUUUGAGGUAAUCAAUCCUCAUAGUAGAUUAGAAUAUAACUUUGGCAGCAAACAACAGGAGUAUAAAAGCCAGAAGAGUUGAUUUCCUCUUUGGAUACUGAUCAUUAAACCCCCAACGCCUAGAAGCCCAGUGCUAAUUCAAAGUGGAAUUAUUGUAUUUUAUACUUUAAUGAAGUUUUAUUUGUGUUACGG
Molecule: messenger RNA, 2149 nt
Organism: Megalobrama amblycephala (Wuchang bream)
Lineage: Eukaryota; Metazoa; Chordata; Actinopteri; Cypriniformes; Xenocyprididae
Product: vitelline membrane outer layer protein 1-like
Exons: 5
Coding region: 748-1335 (195 amino acids)
Source: RefSeq, a predicted model, not a curated record